GCUGCUGCCAUUAUUAGUACUAUAUACUGUUAUUAUACUGGUAUUAUUAUAUAUAUUCUUCUUCUUCUUAUAUAUUAUAUUAUGUAUCUGUAUCUAUCAUCAUCUGACUUUCAUGGAAUAUUUCUGGUCCUCUGCGCCUCCUGGUGGAGACGCGUCUCCUCAUCAUCUCAUUGUGUGUCUGUUUAUGUAGUCGUUGUGUAGUUGUUCUGUGUUGUUGUGUGGAAGUAAUACUAAAGAUCGAGUCCCUGCUUCUUCGUGUUUCUUGGCGGUGUCAAUAAAACAGUGAAAUACAGUACUACUCCCUAAUCAGUCAGAGUCUAAUUAUACUAAUGAAUUAUUAGUAGUAGUAGUAGUAUCACCAUUGGCGUGUAAUUAGUCAUCCCGACCAACAGGGGCGCUGAAUCCCAACGGGCAGCGUAGCCCUACUGAGCAUGCGCAUAACCACCUACCCGGAAGUGUAACUAGUAAACAAGGUACCAGCUGAGAGGAGCUUUCCCCGUUAUUCCUCCGUUAUUCCUCCGUUAUUGCUCCGUUGCCAUCAUGUCAAAGAUCGAGAUGCUGCGGCUGCUGAUCGUCCAGCGCCUCACCGAGGCGGCCGAGGAGAUCUUCGGGGUGUUCGGGAGGACCAUCGCGGAGUACGAGGAGGAGAUCUCCCGGUCCAAGCUGGAGCUGGACCGCCAGCGCCGGAUGCUGGACCUGAGCAUGAAGCCCCGGAUCUCCCUGCAGGACCCGGGCUCAGGCUCCUGGUCCAGAGGUCAGAGGUCAGGGGAGAGACGUGAGGGGUCAGAGGUCAGCACGAAGCCCCGGAUGUCCCUGCAGGACCACGGCUCAGUCUCUGAGCAGCAGGAGUGGAGCUCCAGCCUGGACCUGAGUGAAGAGCCACCCCCUCACAUCAAGAAGGAGGAAGAGGAGGAGAAGGAGGAGGAGGAGGAGGAGGAGGAGCAGGAGGAGGAGGAAGAGGAGCAGUGGUUGGAUCAGGAGGAGGCGUCUCACAGGUCGGAUCAGAACACCACCAGCGUCAUGUUGUUCCAGAGCAGCAGAGCCCCAACGCAGCAGGAAGACGAACCCAUGACCUCCUCCCUCCACAAGUUCCAGGACCCUGAAGACCCGGAGCUGGGCCCCCAGCCGGGAACCUCGGGUCAGCCCCCCCGCCCCGACCUCAUGGAGGACAAAGCCGAUGCUCCGGAUCCGGUUUUAUGUAACGGUCUGCACGACUGCGUGGAGCUGGAGGUGCCGCCGCCCGAGGUGGUGGACUCGUACAUCUGCACCAUCUGCGGCCGGGCGUUCGCUCAGCGCGGCCACUGGGCCAAACACGUCCAGGUCCACCGCAAAGCCGAGGCCAAGGUCGACAAGUCGUACACGUGUGACAUUUGCGGGAAGAGGCUGACGCGGUUCGACGGCUACCAGAAACACCUGAGGAUUCACACGGGAGAGAAACCGUACUGCUGCAACGAGUGCGGCCGCAGGUUCAGUGACAACUCCAACUACAAGCGCCACAUUCGGACACACUGGACUCAGAAAGCUCCACAGAGCUGAGGCUGUUUCACCACAGCUCUGCUCCCGGUGUCAAACUGUUUCACUGUUACUUUCCUAAAAGCUAAAUCCUUUAUCCGUGCCAUUAUGGGACUCCUCCCCCAACACUCUUAACUACUGAUCUCCUGAAAUACCUCCAGAGCCUGACAUCUGUUAGGACUCCUGAACACCUGGGAAGGAUUCUGCAAACCCUUCACUGAUGGCUUCAAGUCUUUGAUUUGUCUCUAAUGAUCUAAAGACACAUUUAUAUUA
Molecule: messenger RNA, 1785 nt
Organism: Mugil cephalus (flathead mullet)
Lineage: Eukaryota; Metazoa; Chordata; Actinopteri; Mugiliformes; Mugilidae
Product: zinc finger protein 771-like
Exons: 3
Coding region: 541-1536 (331 amino acids)
Source: RefSeq, a predicted model, not a curated record